Messenger RNA from Capsaspora owczarzaki ATCC 30864, 666 nucleotides. RefSeq lists its product as hypothetical. Lineage: Eukaryota; Filasterea; Ministeriida; Capsasporidae. The coding region runs from base 82 to 474 and encodes 130 amino acids. The record is from RefSeq and is a predicted model, not a curated record. The transcript has a single exon.
UCUGAAUCUUCUUAUGCUCACUUGGAGUGUAGUCCUCUCUAUCUCUCUCUCUGUGAGCUCCAUUCCACCCGUUUGUACAAAAUGUGGCGCGCGUGCUGUGGGAUGCCGACGACGUUCGUUCCAGAGCAGCGGCCAAAGCUGCUGACGGUCCAGGAUCUGAUGGACUGGGCCAAGCACAACAUGCAGCUGCACCCGAACAUGCGCGACGCGCUGGGGACGCUUGAGCAGGCGGCGAACGCGAUCAGUGUGACGACGCUGCUCGAGCCCAAGCAGCUGCGGGUGAGCGAGAUGCGCCGCGUCCCCGUCGCCGAGCUGCGUGCUGCGGCCGUGCUCGAGGCCAUCGAGACGCUCGAGCGCACCUGCCGCGCCAAGCUCACCGACAAGUACACCAGCCAGAGCGACAAGGAGGCCUUCUCGUCCGCUGCCGGCUUUUUCAACUAUGCGCACCAGCUCCUUGCCCAUAUUCCACAAUGACCAACCCGCCGGCGCCGUCCUGGCCUGAAAACGAGAGUUCCUUCCUUCCUUCCUUCCUUCUCCGUUGUUGUCGUUGUGUGUGGGGUGUUAUUGCUGCUGUUUCUGGUGGUUGUGGUUGUGGUUGUGGUGGUUUUGGUGGUUGUGGUUCCGGUUUGGGUGGAUUGAACAUCUCUCCGCUUCGACUUGACUUGC